UAUAUUAUUACAAGCUAUAUAUUCCCAGAACUGCUUUGUCUUCUUGAUCUCUCUAUAUAUACCAUCAAAAGAAUUAAAAAAAAAAAAAAAAGAAAUAUCGAAACAAAUACAUUCCCCAAAUAAACGCGAUUCGUGAAUCGUGAUCUGUACAGAACUCAGACAAACCCUAGAAAGCAAUCAACCCAACUCAGCCCUCAAUUUUAGGCUUAUUGAUUUUUAUUUACUUACUAAUUUAUACUCUCUUGUCUCCUCCAUAUAUCUUUUCCUGUUCAGUCCAUUGUAAUUAGUGGACUUGGAGUUGAAUGCCAAGUAUUUCCUUUCUUGAUGGGUGGAUUUGGGAACCAUUAGUGGGUUUUGAUUGGAUGCAAGUGUUUUCCUUGGACUUUGCUUUCUUAAUCAUAGAGUUCUGAUUUGAUUCAGUUAAUACUUGUGUCUGUGUUCCCAUUGGAUGUUAUUUAUAAAGAUUGGUAUUUCAUCCGGGUUUUUUCUCCAAGAAUUGAAAUCUAGUUGCGUUCUUGGAGUUCAAGAUUCUACUUUAGUUAAUCUUUAUUUUAUUUUUUUCCUCGUAUACUGCGCCGCAUUGGAGUCUAAAGUGGAGACUCGUCAUUGUUCUUGAUUCUUGAUUUUGGGCGAUUUCUUGAACUGGGUCUUAAAUUCUUUUUGGAGAAUUCAGCAAGUUAUAUUGUUUGCACGAUAGGAUUGGUUUAAUUGGAUUUGUACAGCGGCAAAGCGAUAAAGAUUUCAAAAUCUGGUGAGUAGCCUUUGUGAUUUGAGUCUAAGUUUGGAGGUAAAAUUGGAGAGAGGGAUAAGAUACAACACAAAUUGCCUUUUUGGAUACUUCUUUCUUUGGAUUGAAUAUUCAAUACUUGGUAAAGUGUGAAUGAGGGGAGGGGGAGAUGAAAGGUGAAGCUUGGGGACUGAGGGGUCAACUAUGACUACAGGGUCAUUGGGUCUUCGAUCUUCAGGAAGUUAUGGGUCAUUGCAGCAACAGCAAAUUCAGAACGGUCCAUUAUCAUUGCCAAUCCAAACUACACCACCUCUCUCAUCGAGAAAGCCUCCAAAGAUGCUUAAGGAGAAGGAUAGAUUGUUCCACUGGAUCUGCAAAUUCGCCCCUCGAAAGAAGGUUGGGAUGCUGCUCUUGUGUCUUGUUUCUGCUGCAGUUUUCGGCUGGGUCUUAUAUCUAGGCAAAGGUGAAGAUGCUUUAGAAACCAUCGUUCAAAAUAUAAAUAUUCAAUCUGGCCCAAUACCUGGGGAGACGAACACGAGUGAGACUUUCUCUUAUGAAGUUAGGGAACUGGAGGGAAGUGCAAAUGCAACCAUAGCACCUCCACCCCCACCUGCACCCCCUGCUUUUUUUACGGGAUACACACUUCCUCCUGGGAAUCCAUGUGAGAGUUUUACAUUGCCUCCGCCACCAGCAGAUAAGAAAAGGACAGGACCGCGGCCAUGUCCCGUGUGCUACCUGCCUUUGGAAGACGCGAUUGCUCUUAUGCCGAAUGCACCAUCCUUUUCUCCAGUUCUUAGAAAUUUGGAAUAUAUUCAUGAAGAAAAUUUAACAAAAUCUGAAUUUGGAGGUUCAGAAUUUGGUGGAUAUCCUUCACUGAGACAGAGGAAUGAUUCGUAUGAUAUAAGAGAGUCAAUGAGCGUGCACUGUGGGUUUGUCAAAGGAGUGCAACCAGGCCGUCAGACAGGAUUUGAUAUUGAUGAUUCUGAUCUUCUUGAGAUGGAAACUUGUCAAGGGGUGGUUGUCGCAUCGGCAAUUUUUGGAGCCUUUGAUUUAAUACGUCAACCGCAGAAUAUCAGUGAAUAUUCCCAAAAAAAUGUCUGCUUUCAUAUGUUUGUGGAUGAAGAAACAGAAGCUUUUUUGAGAAAUUCUAGUGAGCUUGACCAUAACAAGAAAGUUGGGUUGUGGAGAAUCAUUCUUGUUCACAACCUACCCUACUCUGAUCCCAGGCGCAACGGAAAGGUCCCAAAACUACUGCUUCACCGGCUUUUCCCUAAUGCCCGGUACUCACUGUGGGUUGAUGCAAAACUUGAGCUGGUUGUGGAUCCAAUUCAGAUCCUUGAAAGGUUUUUAUGGAGGAAAAAUACGAGUUUUGCAAUAUCAAGGCAUUAUAAGCGGUUUGAUGUAUUUGAAGAGGCAGAAGCAAAUAAGGCUGCUGGGAAGUAUGACAAUGCUUCCAUUGAUUUCCAAAUUGAAUUUUACAAAAAUGAGGGUUUAACACCAUAUUCUGUGGCAAAAUUUCCCAUUACUAGUGAUGUUCCUGAAGGUUGUGUAAUAGUUAGGGAGCACAUCCCAAUCUCCAAUCUGUUCACCUGUCUGUGGUUUAAUGAAGUGGAUCGUUUUACAUCCAGAGACCAGAUAAGUUUUUCCACAGUCAGGGAUAAGAUCCGGUCGAAGACCAAUUACACUAUUAAUAUGUUCUUGGACUGUGAAAGACGCAACUUUGUUGUCCAGGGUUACCACAGGGACUUGCUUGAGCACUGGUCUGCCCCUGCACCUCCCGACGGUGUUCAUCCUCCACCGCCAAUUACAUUAAUGGAUGAAAGUCCAAAGAAAACCUAUCCUGGGCUUUCAGCUGGCAAUGAUCUAAGUAGUAAUCCAAUGAAGAAGGCUCCCACGAGACAUGGGAAAGACAGGAGGCCGAAACGUCAUCGGAAAGUCAUUGCUGGCAGUAGAGAUGUCAAUACCAAGUAAAAAAUUUUGGUCUAGCCGAGAUUCUUAAUUCUUUCCUUCCCUGUUCCAAGAUUGAGAGGUGCGGGGCUAGGAGCUUGUGUGAGACGAGAGAGUUAUAGUUAUAUCUCCAUACAAUUAUCCGUGUUGUUUUUUUUUUUUAAAGUAUUUCUCACAGAUGUCACAUUUAUCUAUUUUUUCAAUGUACAUAUUUAUAUAUGAUGUAUUGGUUGGAAUAAUUAGCACAUCGUUGAACGUGACUA
Molecule: messenger RNA, 2937 nt
Organism: Sesamum indicum (sesame)
Lineage: Eukaryota; Viridiplantae; Streptophyta; Magnoliopsida; Lamiales; Pedaliaceae
Product: strawberry notch protein (DUF616)
Source: RefSeq, a predicted model, not a curated record